Gigantopelta aegis is the source of this 6729-nucleotide messenger RNA. RefSeq names its product phosphorylase b kinase gamma catalytic chain, skeletal muscle/heart isoform-like. Gene Ontology annotation, biological process: protein phosphorylation; glycogen biosynthetic process. Gene Ontology annotation, cellular component: phosphorylase kinase complex. The transcript is spliced from 13 exons. The coding region runs from base 222 to 1388 and encodes 388 amino acids. The record is from RefSeq and is a predicted model, not a curated record. Gene Ontology annotation, molecular function: calmodulin binding; ATP binding; phosphorylase kinase activity. NCBI's taxonomy places the organism in Eukaryota, Metazoa, Mollusca, Gastropoda, Neomphalida, Peltospiridae.
ACCGUUUCCAACAAAAAUGGUGGUGAAUUAUUGUUGAAUUUUAUGUUUUAGACUACAUGUGAAUAACUAAACGCAUCUACAUGUAGACCGAUAUUGUGGAAAUACUCAUAUUUAUGGUUGUGAACAGUGUGCAGAAGACUUCAAAUCCUAUAUGUAUGAUGUGGACUCUGUGAAUAGAAAUCCUCAGGUACCUGUAGACUAGAUCCACCUCUUGUGACGUGAUGACCAAGACAAAGGAUGACGUGGAUGCUGACUUACCUGACACAGACCAGGCCAGCGAGUACUACGCUCUCUACGAACCCAAAGAAAUUCUUGGAAGAGGCAUCAGUAGUACUGUACGGCGUUGUGUGGAGAAGAAGACAGGAAAGGAAUAUGCCGUUAAAAUUAUUGAUGUCAGCGGAGAGAAGGGUGAAGAUUACCAGGUGGAACAGACGAAGAAGGACACACUGCGGGAAAUAAAUAUUCUCCGCAUGUGUGAAAGUCAUGAGAACAUCAUUGAACUGCACGAUUACUUUGAAAGUGCAGCAUUCAUAUUUUUAGUCUUUGAAUUAUGUAAAAUGGGUGAACUUUUUGAUUAUUUAACAGAAGUUGUAUCACUGUCAGAAAAAAGAACCAGGAUAAUUAUGCGACAAUUAAUGGAAGCAGUUGACUUCAUUCACACAAAAAGUAUAGUUCACAGAGAUUUAAAGCCUGAAAAUAUACUGCUGGAUGACAACAUGAAUAUCAAGGUAUCGGAUUUUGGCUUUGCCACUGUGUUGACAGAGGAUGAGGAGUUGUUAGAGCUUUGUGGAACCCCAGGCUAUCUGGCCCCUGAGGUCCUGGCUGUUUCCAUGUAUGACAAUGUGCCAGGCUAUGGGAAGGCUGUGGAUCUGUGGGCUUGUGGAGUAAUAAUGUAUACGCUACUGUGUGGCUCCCCUCCAUUCUGGCACAGGAAGCAGAUGCUGAUGAUCCGAGCCAUCAUGCAGGGUAGCUACUCGUUCAGUAGUCCAGAGUGGGAUGAAGUCUCAGAAACACCUAAAGAUCUGAUUAAAAAAAUGCUUGUUGUUGAUCCAAAUGAACGAAUCACCGCUAAAGAAGCACUAGCUCACCCAUUUUUCAGAAGAGAGCUGGUUCCUGCCAAAAAAUUUAUGGCAAAGAAAGUAUUUGUGUCUGCCAUUUGGUGUGUACGAUUUUUUUACCGUCUGCAGUAUUUUUACCGCCACCCACCACCGAUCUCGUUUGAAACGGUGACCACCAAUCCGUACAGCGUGAAGCUGAUGCGUAAACUCAUUGACGGUUGUGCGUUCGGCAUGUACGGACACUGGGUGAAAAGAGGCGACAAUCAGAAUCGCGCGGCCCUCUUCGAACACACGUUACGGGAGGACUGGAAGUGUUCCACACCAACAUAACGGACGUGGUGAUUAGAACAACAUUUCCGAACAUCGUUGACUGGAGUUCUGAGUGAUUGGAGGCGUUACAGCAUCGCUCAUGUGAUGGAUCAAGUGCACGUUUCACAGUCGAUUAAACAAGAAUACAAUACAGAGAUAUGUUUCCCUUUCCGGUUCCGUGGUCCUUGAUGCAUGAAUAUAAAUAAAGAGUUUGCUGUUCUAUUCAGUUUACAUUAUGCUCUUUAUAUGCAGAGAUUAACAACGAUAUAUUUAAUUAAUACAGAAAUUUUUUUUUUUAGACAAGCUAUUUUUAUUUUCAAGAUAUUUUACAAGAAGCAUUGAAACAAUGUUAAAAUGUAUAACACUUUAAUUAUUUUGUUACACCCAUUUACUUCAAAAUUAGAUUGCCGACUUUCCUUUUUAGUUUUUUUUUUUCAAUCCCAUUUUUUUAAAGCAUAGUUUAAUUUUGUUUUUGAUACCUACUGAUUGACCAAUAAUUGUAAAAUAAUGCUAUUUUUCACCGGAUGGUUAGAGAUAUAAAUAAAAUAACUGCUUCAUAAUUUCAGUAAUAACAGUCGUGGUGUUUUAGCACAAAUAGGUUUUUAGCUUGGCACUGUAAAUUAGGGUAGUUUUGUAUUUGGCUUGGAAUAUGUGAUUUUUUUAUUUAUUCUGUGGGAUAUUCAGUUUUGAAGAAAAAGAAAAAAAAACCCUCCAAAAACACCAGUAUGUUGCUAGAGCCUUUCUGUAUUGUGUUUUGUUUUUUGGUGUGGUUUUUGCUGGUUUAAAUUUUCAUCUUUUUGUCAUAGUCGGAAUAAUCUUGAGUGCCAAUGGUGUUAUUUGGAAAUCUCACACUUUGUUAAUUAGAGAGUGAACAUUUGUGUGUGACAUUGAUGUCAUUGCCUCCAUGUACACUAAAAUACGAAAGAGGCAAGAACUAUGGCUAUUGAAUUUUCCAGUUGAAUUUAAGUUCAUAAUAUAUAUAAUUGAGUGCUAUUUCAUUUUAUCAGUUAAGCAUAUUUUAUUCGUUUCAUCAUCAGAAAAUACCAAAAAUUAAUUCUUAAUUUCAUUUUUUUUUCAAUUUAUUUUCUGCAUGUAUCCACUUAAAGAUCAAGUAUGUUGUCUUGGGCACACCCCUAAGGUCUCUGAGCUUUCUGAUGAAAAUGUUCGUUGUUAGAGAUUAGUGAGAGAGAAAGUUGUACACAUUGUGUAGUCGACUUAAACAUCUGCAUUGAGAACUCUUCCCACUGAACUGUUAAAACUCACUUCGGGAUAAAAUCAAGCAUUUACUAGAUAGGGCCGAUAUUUUUAAAGCUAUCUUAAGAGGUACGAUGCAGAUAUCGUAAGCUAUCAUGUCACUAUGACAUUAACUGUUGACCUGUAUUUAUUUUGUGCAUGUCAAUUACCUUGUAAUGUGAAAAAAAUAUAACAAUAACAGUUCUCUCAAUAUUGGGACAUUUUAUACUGACGAUAUUCUGACAGUAAUUGUUUUGAAAUGCAUGCAGUAUUGAAUGGUGGUGUGUAUGUGUAACCUCCAGGCUCUAAAACAGUCAUCCAAAUAUGACCUCUAUGAGCAGGUGGCCUUUAUUGCAGUUAAAAUAUAUGAGGGAAUAUCUCUGAUCAGUCCUGCAUAGACAGGGGUUGUUAUACAAGAUGCUCAGUUGAUCAAAACGUCCCAUAAAACUGUGGUGCCAAAUAUUGGGGACUGUUUUUAAUCCCAUGCUGUGCCAAUUCCCUCGCUUGAACUUACUUCUGGACAUUUGUGAAUUAGAAUAAUUUACUUAAUAUACAGAUAUAUUGCUUCCCACAUUCCAUAAAAUCUAUAUGCAUGCAUUCUGUUUCGUAUUAGAAUAUAUAUCCAUGCAUUCUGUUGAAUAAUAAAAUCUUUAAUAAUAAUGCAUGCAUUCUUUUUAAUAACUCCAUUAAAAGAGAUGUUAAUAGGUUUUUGUUCAGAGAUAUUAAAUAUUUUAAUUGUUAAGUAACUUCCAUAUUAACACCCCAGUAUUACCAAUUAUUCAACAUCUUUUGCCAUUGAAAAACACGGAUGUAGCUAGAUUUAAGAUUUAUAUAUAAAUAUUGUCUAUUACCUUGAUGUUAAUGCUGUCCAUUACUUUGACAUAACAAUUUUUGUUUUUGAUAUCAACCCUAAACCACAGAAUUCCCAAAUCAAACCAUGUGAUAGAAGGAAUAUGAAAUGUUUGUAUAAAUAAAUGAUAUAUCGUGAGGUGGAAGGGAUAGGUGUGUAUGUUAAAAAUCAUAAUAUCAUUUUUCAUUAUUUGUAAACACUGCACUCCAGUUUACUUUUAGGUUUUUAUGUUAGCAAUAUUUCAGUUAAUAGUAUAAUCCACCACAGUAUCACAAAGUACAUUUAUUUGAUCUUUUAAAAACUUAAUAUUCAGGGCCCAAUUUCAGAAAACAUUGUAAGCCUAGUUUUGUACGUAAACGUAAAUCUACGACUAAAUCACAAUUCUUAUUACUAUUAUACAAUUUAUAGUACAACAAAUAUAGUUAGAAAUACACAUAUUUAAUUUUCUUUUGUCUUUAAAAUACUCCAUCUUCCAUAAUGAUAUAAUUUUCUGUGUGAAAUAGAUGCCAAGUUUACACAUCUAAACGCACGACCAGCAUAACUGCUAGUAGCAGACAUAAACUUCAAUGUUUAGUGAAAUAGGCCACAGUACCAUUAGAUUUAGACUGACCUGGUAGACCUAUCAUUAAUUUCUAUACAUGUAGUACCUUUUUGAAACUCCCUUAUUUAUUUGGACUGAAAUUGUGUUAAAUGGGUUUUAACAUUACAGGAAUGUGGUAAAUACUAGUACGUAUAUGAAUAUAACGAAUGAUUUUUUAAUUUUAUUAUUUUUUUUAAAUAUAAUGUGCUAUAAAUGUGUGUUGGUUUUAUGCAGCUGUCAUAUUGUGAUUCUCCUACUUCCCAAUGCUUCCAUGAUUGAAAAUCUCGGUGAAAUGUAAAUAUAUUAUAGAAGUUGAAACUAGUUAACUGCAAAAAAUGCCUUUGGAGUCAAAUGUGUAAUUACAAACAGAUGUGAAAUCACAAAUGUAUAUAUACAUGUAGUAUGCAGGCAUGAAUUUUUGAAUUUAAAAAAAAAAGGAUUCCACCAAAAUCAUCAAAAUGUAGUGUAGAUACUUUGGGAAUCCUUCUAAAUUAGCAGCCUUGUGUGUGUUUACACCUUCACUUUUCUCAAAUGGACUCUCCACAAUCGGCUGCCAUUGUAAGAUAUUUCAAACUAUAGAGCUAGUUUUAGCUUCAAAACACAUUAUCAGAAGACAAUAUUUCAAAAUCUUAGGUAACUGGAGGUCAGUUCACGUAAGUUUUACUUAGGUAACUGAUUGUUCGGUUACGUGAAUAUAGUUUUUGUAACAAACGAGUUAGGCCUAUCUAAUUCUAACACUUAACUAUACGGUUCUGUGCUACAUUGGUGGUUCAAAAAAACAUAAACUGAUUUUUACUUUCUUUACUGGUAGAUGGUACUUUUAAUUUUAGAAUGUAAUUUGUUCACCACAUAACCGAUUGGCGGCUCUCAUGAUUUUAAAGUUGCGUAACCAACACGUGAACAGAAUAACGGUUCUUGUGAAAUAUUGUGCCAUGAUUUUUUUAUUUAUUUAAUAUGUAAUUUUUGUUAUUAAAACAUCUAUUAUGGUAGUCGGGCACAUCUUACAAUGGCAACAAACUCGAGACCGUCUCUUUAUAUAUUGUUUUUAAAAUGUAAUAUUAACCAUUUCAAAACCUGUGAAACCACAAUAUUAUAGAAAUCAAAAUUGCACAUUCACUUCAACACUGUCAGAUUAAGCUGCAACUUCCCCAGAAAAAGCGAGUGAUUAAUCCCGCAUUCCUCCACUCACCUGGAAUGUUUUAGGAUUGCGGCAUAUUGAUCAUCUUGCAAUAAAAAAUUUAAUUUUUAUUUAAAACUUUCAUCCGAUUGCUCUCUAGCACCAUUUCAAAAGUGUAUUCUCCACCUCUCCUCGAUUUUGUACAUGGUGAAAACUGUAUAUUUGUUUUUAGUUUGGUGUUUUGCUGGUAUACAUAUUAGUUAAACCUGUUAAGCAUCCGACUGUCUUAAGAUACAAUGGGUAACAGUGUCGAUACUAGGAUGUUUUCUUUCUGUGCCAAUCUCACAAGUGGUGUAUUAAAGGCUGUGGUAGAUAGGAUACUGCAUAUGAAAGAUAUCUUUUUGCUGCUCUUCAGUAGGGGUAGUGUGUGACAGCAGCUGGUUUCGUCUCACUCAAAACCAAGUGUUCAAAUAAUCAUUUGUUAAGACACCAAAUAGCCAUAGAUUAAAAUGUGCUGAGGUGUCAUAAAACAAUAUUCUGUUCCUUUACUAUUCUUCCAAAUCUAAUAUAGUAACCACCUCUGUUAAAGAGAUGUUUUCUGUUGGUUUUUUAAAAAAUAUAUAUUCCUUUGAUGGAAGCUAACAGGUUUGACUAUUAAAAAUCAAAUAAAAGGUUGUUUAUUAGUGAAUAUUUAUGGUGUUAGGAGUGUGUUAUGGGUACUGAUGACUUUUAUAAAGUCCAUGCCACAAAUCUCAAUUAUUUCAGCAAUCAUGCAGUUUGAUUGUUAAAAAAACAUUUAUGUGCGGAGAUGACAAUGAAUUUGGUGUUUAAUAAUGUACAACAAUGUCAGCAAGGUACAGUUUGAUCACACAUACGUGUUGCAAUCUUACAGGCUUAGCCAAUCAGAAUCAAUGUAAUAUCAACAUCCUUGUGAUACAUUUAGCCAAUCAGAUUCCAUGUAAUAAGAAUGUCCUGAAUAAUACUCGGAAGUAUAAAAUCUCAUAUUGUGGUGUACAUCCUAUAAUUAGAAAUGGCACACCAAAAUGACAUGACACUAUUACUAGUCAUUUUCAGUUCAGUAAUGGUAAAUACAUGUAAAACAUACGUCUGUUAAAUCCCUUACAAAUGCUAAAUCUUAAUUUUAAUUCCUGUUUCUUAUAGCCUAUGUAUAUGUAAAAUAGAGUAGCCAUGGUAACAGAAUGGCAACUGAAAAAUGCACAAUUGGCAAGUGCCAAAGUUUAGUUUUUUGCUUUAAAUGAGUAAAAUUUAAAUAGAAAUUUCUUUGUAGCUUUAGUAUUUUCAAAACCUUUUGCCUUUGUAAAAGGAAAUUGUUGUUAGAACAAAUGCGUCAUUUGUUGUGAAGCUUACGGAUACUGCUUGAUUUUAGUUGGCAUAAGAGUUGUAGGAAUAAUGCUCGAGUUUUUAGUUGACAGAGUUGUAGUAUGUAUUGUAAAUUAUUGGGUUGUUUUAUUUCUGUUCCAUUUUACCAUUUAAUAAUGGAAUAUUGCAUUUGACAUCGAUAUAUCUUUUGUAAAAUAUAAUGUUUUAACUUUGUUUUAUCUUUAAAUAAAUCUGAAAUGUG